GAGUUGGGUGGUAGGCGGGGCCUGUACCCGGAAGGGGCGCGGCGAAGGGCGUGGCCAGGGCGUGGCGCGAAGCGGGAGGGCUCCGGCAACCGCCUUUCCAUGGGGUUCUCCCCCGCUCCCGCCCUCCCGCCGCAGCCGAGGGGCUCGGGAUGGCGCCGGGGGGCUCCGGGCUGGCCGUGUCCCCCCCCUUGCUGCAGUGGGGGGCUCAGGUGGGGCGGGGGGCGCGGCGGGCGCUGCUGCGGGGGGGGCUCCUGCUGUGCCUGGGGCUCCUCCUGCUCUGGGCCUCCAUCUUCCUCUACGGCACCUUCUACUGGGCUUACCUGCCCAUGGCCACCGUCGUGCGGCCCGUGCACCUGGGCUUCAGGUCGGACUGUGACGUUGCCCCCCCCGAGCUCUGCUCCUUCCCCACGGCCAACGUGUCCCUGCUGGGGGAGCACCGUGAGAAGGUCUUCCCCCCCCAGACCAUGCUCCAUUACCGCUCCCGCCUGCUGAGGACCCUCCACACCGUGGCCUUCGCCGGACUCUUCCUCAGCGGCUUCGCGGAGCAAACCCAGACCCUGGAGGUGGAGCUGAUGGACCGCUACCGCGAGGACCCCUACAACCCGACGGUGGAGGUGGUGCUGGAGCUGCGGAGCCGGCGGGUGCAGCUUUACAGGGCCCAGCUGAGGGUCCACGCCCACUUCAGUGGGCUCAGGUACCUGCUGUACCACUUCCCGCUCACCUGUGCCCUCCUGGGGGUCGUGGGCAAUUGGACCCUCCUGGCUCUGCUGACCCUGGGGGGGUACCUGCAGUGGGGGAGGGGCAGCCCCUGGCCCCGCCCCCCCCGCGCCCCCCUGCAGGACACGAGGAGCGAAGGGACCGGAGACCCCCCUGGGGAGGGGGAGGGGCAAGAUUCCUCAGAAUGCCCCCAGAGUUCGGAAGAGCCCGAAAUUGUGGGACCCUCGGAGCCAGACGAAGAUCCCCCCCUGCUCGUAGCCGCAAAUGCCCCCCCCCAAGGUAAGGAAGAGGAGGAGAGGUGGGGGAUGAGGGGGUCGGGGACAGGAGGGGUCACCCUCACGGCCCCCCCCCUCCCCCCGGAGCGCCCCUCCCCCCGCCAGCGCCAUCUCUGCUCCAGCUCCUGAACCCCCUCCCCAAAUUAGGGGGGACCCCAAUAAACGCCCCUCCCCCACCUCCA
Messenger RNA from Pipra filicauda (Wire-tailed manakin), 1174 nucleotides. It is a transcript of the gene BSCL2, whose product is annotated as BSCL2 lipid droplet biogenesis associated, seipin. Bases 150 to 1121 code for a protein of 323 amino acids. Gene Ontology annotation, cellular component: endoplasmic reticulum membrane. Gene Ontology annotation, biological process: lipid storage; lipid droplet organization. The record is from RefSeq and is a predicted model, not a curated record. The transcript is spliced from 9 exons. Lineage: Eukaryota; Metazoa; Chordata; Aves; Passeriformes; Pipridae.